ACGCGUGACGCGUGAGUCGGCGACACGCGCAGUGCGCUCUAAGAUUUGGUGUGGUGUAUUUCGUAGUUAUCGGUUAUUAUUUAAAAAAAAAAAACAGUUCCUUUUUUUUGUAUUAAAAAUAUAAAUCUCAUUCAUUAUGACAGAAAAUGGCAAAGAAGUAAGAGUGUGGUGUGAUGGAUGUUAUGACAUGGUACAUUUUGGCCACGCGAAUUCUUUACGUCAAGCGAAGGCAUUAGGUGAUUAUCUAGUUGUGGGUAUACAUACAGAUGAAGAAAUUACCAAACAUAAAGGGCCACCAGUAUUUAUGGAACAAGAGAGGUAUAAAAUGGUCCGCGGUAUCAAGUGGGUAGAUGAGGUAGUUGAAGGAGCACCUUAUGUUACGACUUUAGAAACAUUAGAUAAAUACAAUUGUGAUUUUUGUGUUCAUGGUGAUGACAUCACUAUGACAGCAGAUGGUAUAGACACGUAUCAUUUGGUCAAAGCAGCAGGUCGUUACAGAGAAGUUCAAAGAACAGCUGGUGUAUCAACAACUGAUCUAGUAGGACGUAUGCUUUUAAUGACACGGCAACAUUUUAAGCAAGGAGAUAGUGAAUAUAGUGUUGAUAGAGAACCUAGCAAAAGUAUGGGACAAGACAGAACAGCUCGAAGUCCAUGGACAGGUUGUUCACAAUUUUUACCUACUACACAAAAAAUAAUUCAAUUUAGUGAUGGCAAAAGCCCACAGCCUGGGGAUAAGGUAGUCUACGUAGCAGGGGCAUUUGACCUUUUUCAUGUUGGUCAUUUAGAUUUCUUAGAAGUUGCAAAGAAAGAAGGUGAUUAUCUUAUAGUGGGACUUCAUACAGACCCAGUAGUAAAUCGAUAUAAAUGUGGUAAUCAUCCAAUUAUGAAUCUCCAUGAAAGAGUACUCAGUGUACUGGCAUGCAAGUAUGUUAAUGAAGUUGUAAUUGGUGCUCCAUAUGAAGUUACUAUAGAUCUUAUGGAACAUUUUGAUGUAUCUAUUGUUUGUCAUGGUCAGACUCCUAUCAUGCCUUGUGAGGAUGGUUUAGACCCAUAUGCUGAACCUAAAAGACAAAAUAAAUUUAAAUUAUUAGAUAGUGGUAAUGACAUGACAACAGAAAAAAUUGUUGAACGCAUAAUUCUCCAUAGGUUGGAGUUUGAAGAUAGAAAUUUAAAGAAAGAAAAAAAAGAACAAGCAGCUUAUGAAGCUUUUAUAAAGUCCCAGAAAAAAGAAAGGACUAAAUAAUUUACUCUAUAUACUCAGAGUGUGUGAUAAUUAUAUUUUAUGAAAUAUAUUUGUAAAUAUGAUAUCACACUAAUGUUUGAAUUAUUUAAUUCCAUUUGGAAAAUAUCUGUGGUUUAAAUAUUUAUGAUUAUACUGAACAUUUAAAAUACUAACAUAUAGAAAUAUUAUUUUUAAUUUCCAACAACUCAACGACAAAAAACAAACACAACGACAAAGGUAUAGAAAAAAAUUGUGAAUAUCUGUAAACAGAAAUAUUUUUAAUUAAGAAGGUUUAGAGAAAUUUAUUUUAUGUUACAUGCUAUCAAAUUAUGCACACAUGUAUGUAUCUAAUAUUAAAAUUUGGUACUAAGAUAUUACUAAAAGUUUUUGACUAUUACAAUAUUAAUAUUAUGUAAAAAUAUUUGAGAAGUUAUAUUUUAUUCAUAUUUACAGAGAUUUUAUUAUAUUUAAAGCAUUUAAAGCAUUAUUUAUUUUUUGAUAAUAUAUUUUAUUUUAUUACUAUAAUUUUCGGGAAAUUAAGCAUUUAAUUAAAGAAUUUUAUAAUUAAAACGGAAACUUGUAUAUUUUUUAUUUGUUAUUUAAUCAUAUAUAAUUUAUAAUUGGAUUUUUUAAAUAUAGCACUUCAAGUGAAACUAGCAGAUAAACUUAUAAGUUUUAUAAUUACUUUUAAAUUUACUUUUACAUUAAUUAUUUUUUAUCAAGAUUUAUAAUAUAGCUGGAAUGUAAUUUAACUUAAUUAUAAUAAUUUUGUACAACUAUUAUAAGAGAAGAGGUAAUUAUCUUCAUAGUAUGAAGUCACAAUUUAGUGGAAUUGCAUCAAAAUCGAUUUAUUUUUCUCUUUUGAUAUUUAAUUGUGUUAUAUUUGUAAAAAAUUAUUAUCCAUACAAGAAAUAAUAUCUGAAAAUCAUUAUUGUCAAAUACAUGUAUAUUUAAUUAAUACGAAUUAACAAUACAUUGUACAAGAAAAAUGUACAUUUAUAAUGUUAAAACUGUAAAAUAAAUUGUAAGUGCCACAUUUUGUAACAUAACAUUAGAUUAUUUUUACUUGAAACUAAGAUAUUAACCAAAGACAGUUUUUGAUCGUGAUAAAAAAUAGAAAAUGUAUUCUACGCUCUUAAUGCUAUGUAUUAUGUGUAAAUCGAAAUUUAUUUGAACAUAGAAUUUUUCCCUAUAUGCUUUAAAUAAAGUUGGUUGUCAUAAAUUUUCUUUAUCUAUAUAUGCGCAAUUGCGCAGCAUUAUCGCAUCCCGUACUAUGUUUAUAACCAUGUAAUAGAAUAAUGUGCUAUCAAAUAUUGCGAAAUGGAGCGAUCAGUUUAAUUUCUAUCAAUAAUUUAGUAUUCCUCGAAGCAUGACAUGCAUAAAUACAUAUGCAUGUGGUAAUGUUUUACUUCACAAUAAAUAACUAUUAUAUGCCAUUAGAUUAACAUAAUAAAUAUUUUAUAGUAUGUAUUUAUCUACCUUUGUUCAACCAAUCAAGAAUUUUGUAGUUAAAAUCUUUAAAUGACAAAAUUUCCUUUAUAAACAAUAAAUAGUAUACUGUAUGUAUGUACAUUGAAUCAAACUUAUAUAAUCACUCCAAAAAAUUAGAUACAUCAUGUUCAAUAAUAAUGGACACGAAUAAAUUAUCCUAUAGUUAACAAAUUAA
Molecule: messenger RNA, 2888 nt
Organism: Frieseomelitta varia
Lineage: Eukaryota; Metazoa; Arthropoda; Insecta; Hymenoptera; Apidae
Gene: Pect
Product: ethanolamine-phosphate cytidylyltransferase
Exons: 6
Coding region: 137-1243 (368 amino acids)
Biological process (GO): phosphatidylethanolamine biosynthetic process
Cellular component (GO): cytoplasm
Molecular function (GO): ethanolamine-phosphate cytidylyltransferase activity
Source: RefSeq, a predicted model, not a curated record